AUGGAAGUCGACCUCUCAGCGCCGAACGGCAAGAAGUGGUCCCAGCCACUGGGCCUCUUCAUCAACAAUGAGUUUGUUAAAAGUAGCAACGGGCAGACGAUCACCUCGGUUAACCCCACAACGGAGGAGGAGAUCUGCUCCGUCUUUGCUGCGACGUCUGAUGAUGUUGACAAGGCGGUGGCUGCCGCCCGCAAGGCCUUCAAGGAUCCUUCGUGGAAAUCUCUUUCGGGGACUGACCGAGGCGCGCUGAUGACAAGGCUCGCUGACCUAAUGGCGCAGCACGCCGAGACACUGGCCACCAUCGAGUCUCUUGACAACGGCAAGCCGUAUUCUGUCGCUCUCAGCGAGAACUUGCCUGAGAUAGUCAACGUUCUCAAAUACUACGCGGGGUACGCCGACAAGAACUUCGGUCAGGUCAUCGAUGUUGGCCCAGCCAAGUUCGCUUACACGGUCAAGGAGCCACUGGGCGUUUGUGGCCAGAUCAUCCCAUGGAACUAUCCGCUGGACAUGGCCGCGUGGAAGCUGGGGCCGGCCCUUUGCUGUGGAAAUACGGUAGUUCUCAAACUCGCCGAACAGACCCCCCUCUCGAUGCUGUACGUGGCACGGCUUAUCAAGGAAGCCGGCUUCCCACCCGGCGUGGUAAACAUCAUCAAUGGCCACGGCCGGGAGGCCGGCUCGGCACUCGUGCAACAUCCCCAAGUGGACAAGAUCGCUUUUACCGGCAGCACGGCGACGGGCAAGGAGAUCAUGAAGAUGGCCUCGGCCAGCAUGAAAAACAUCACCCUCGAGACCGGCGGCAAGUCGCCGCUCAUUAUUUUCGAGGAUGCCGACCUGGAUCUCGCAGCCAAAUGGUCCCACAUCGGCAUUAUGAGCAACCAAGGCCAGAUCUGCACCGCCACGUCUCGGAUUCUGGUCCAGGAGAAGGUCUACGACGAGUUCAUCAAGCGCUUCAAAGCCAAGGUGGAAGAGAUCUCGGUGGUGGGUGACCCAUUCGAGGAGACAACCUUUCAGGGGCCACAGGUGACCAAGGCGCAAUAUGACCGGGUACUCUCUUACAUCAAAUCUGGACAAGAAGAAGGCGCAACUAUUGCCCUGGGCGGCGAACCGGCCCCGCAAAAAGGCAAAGGUUUCUUCAUCGCGCCCACGGUAUUCACCAAUGUUAAGCCCAGCAUGAAGAUUUUUCAGGAGGAGAUCUUUGGGCCUUGCGUGGCCAUUGUCAAGUUCAACACCGAAGAAGAGGCCAUACAACUGGCGAAUGACACGACGUACGGUCUUGGAUCCGCGCUUUUCACUCGGGACCUGGUUCGGGCGCACAGAGUAGCCAGGGAGAUCGAAGCGGGCAUGGUCUGGAUCAACAGCAGCAACGACUCCGACUUUAGGAUCCCAUUCGGUGGAGUCAAGCAAUCGGGGAUCGGGAGAGAGCUGGGCGAAGCCGGGUUGGCGCCGUACUGCAAUACCAAGGCGAUCCACGUAAACAUGGAAGGUUGA
Molecule: messenger RNA, 1488 nt
Organism: Chaetomium globosum CBS 148.51
Lineage: Eukaryota; Fungi; Ascomycota; Sordariomycetes; Sordariales; Chaetomiaceae
Exons: 2
Coding region: 1-1488 (495 amino acids)
Molecular function (GO): oxidoreductase activity, acting on the aldehyde or oxo group of donors, NAD or NADP as acceptor
Source: RefSeq, a predicted model, not a curated record